UAUCACACACACUGCAUGCUAAUGCGACCAAUUCUCAAUGAGCACUAUAACACAUCUUAAAAUUAGCUCAUUCUGGUGUCUGAGUUCAAACUGCCUGACAAGGCAACAGAGGGAACAUAUCAUCAGAAUUCCCCCUUUGGCAAUACCUGCUGAUUGGGUCCUAAAAAAAGCAAGCAGCUUUUAACUUUUAAUAUUUGGCUCCCGAGGUCUGCCACGAGUAGUCGCGAAAGAUAGAUUCUCCUUCAGUUUUUGUUUUUGGAGGAUAGAAAUAAAAAUCGAUCAGUGCAGAAUCUCUUGGGGGGGUUUUGUUUGUUUGUUUUUUGCUCUUCACUUAAAAUCUCAGUGCGCGUAUGAGCGCGCAUAUAGACUUUCUACUGGAUAAGUUUUGCGAAACUUUAAGGAUGAUAUACCAAGGAUGUUUCCUGUUGCUCUGUGGGGUUGCGCAUGUCAUGGCAAGUUAUCCCAUCUGGUGGUCACUAGCAGUGGGCCACCAGUACUCAUCACUGGGAACUCAACCUAUCCUCUGUGGCAGCAUCCCGGGUCUGGUGCCCAAGCAGCUGCGUUUCUGCCGGAACUACGUGGAAAUCAUGCCCAGUGUGGCUGAGGGGGUGAAGAUUGGCAUCCAGGAGUGCCAGCACCAGUUCAGAGGCAGACGCUGGAACUGCACCACAGUCAAUGACAAUCUGGCCAUUUUUGGGCCAGUGUUAGAUAAAGCCACUCGAGAGUCAGCAUUUGUUCAUGCUAUUGCCUCGGCGGGAGUGGCAUUUGCAGUGACCCGUGCCUGCGCUGAGGGUUCAGCCACCAUCUGCGGAUGUGACACACGCCACAAGGGCCCCCCUGGUGAGGGAUGGAAGUGGGGUGGCUGCAGCGAGGAUGUGGAGUUUGGGAGCAUGGUGUCCCGGGAGUUUGCUGACGCGAGGGAGAAUCGCCCUGAUGCACGCUCAGCCAUGAACCGCCAUAACAAUGAGGCAGGAAGAAUGUCCCUCAACGACAACAUGUUCCUGAAGUGUAAGUGCCAUGGGCUCUCAGGCAGCUGCGAGGUCAAGACGUGCUGGUGGUCUCAGCCUGACUUCCGGGUUAUUGGUGACUACAUGAAGGAUAAGUAUGACAGCGCAUCGGAGAUGGUGGUGGAGAAACAUAAGGAGUCCCGCGGAUGGGUGGAGACCCUGAGACCCAAGUACAACUACUUCAAACCCCCCACAGAGCGCGACCUGGUUUAUUAUGAAAGCUCACCCAAUUUCUGUGACCCCAAUCCCGAAACCGGCUCCUUUGGCACCCGUGAUCGCAUCUGCAACCUGACGUCCCAUGGCAUAGAUGGGUGCGACCUCCUCUGCUGUGGCAGAGGUCAUAACACCAGGACUGAGAAGAGAAAGGAGAAGUGUCACUGUAUUUUCCACUGGUGCUGCUAUGUCAGCUGUCAGGAGUGUGUUAGAGUUUAUGAUGUGCACACCUGCAAAUAAAGAAGUCUGGAUCUUGUCUUUUCUCACCAAAAUUUAAAGACUUCAGUAGGCAGAAGAAACACAGCAACUUAUCUACAAGACACGAGAGUCUGUGAAGCUGCAUGACCUGUCCCUAGACUCCAGCAGCAGACACAACAGCCAUGUCUUUUAAGCUGUGAUGCUAAAAAGAGCCAGUCUCUGCCUUAAUCAACUGAAACGGUUGAGUAGAUGUUGGCAUCACAAACUAUCAUCCGUAUGAACCGUGAUUAUGGUGAUGAUGACAACAAUGUUGAUAUCUCUAGUGAUGACGAAAGAGUUUUCAUGUACUGACGUAGGAAAGGAGAACUGUUAAUUGACAAACACCAUAUUGGUGAUUUUUUUUUUCUGUGUUUCCAAGUAGUUACUUUUUUUGAGAAUAGUACAGCACUGCCAAUGCUUUCAAGUCUAUGGGGCAAACAAUGAAAAUGUCACAUUUACUUCCAUGUUUAAUCAUCACUUGUUUUUGCAACAAAAAGUGACAACAUUUAUGAGCAAUUUACAAGAUCAGACACUCAACAGCAUGCAUUCUCCUCCUCAACAUUAUAAGUAUGUAUGUGUAUAUCUGAAAACUAACAUUAUCGUUGCGUGAAUGAGUUUUUUAUAUAGUGUUAAUAUGUUACUGAUGUUUGGGUAAGAAUGCACUUGCACCUGAGUGAAUGUAGUUAUUAUGCUGCAUAAUUUAUUAUGCUAUGUGUUUACAUAUUCUCAAAUUCUUAAGCUAACAAGUUAAUAUCUGCUUUAAAUGAUUAAUUUUAUCUUGAGAGUAGACACGAGCCACAUCAACUUAACAUCAGGCAAAACAAGAAUAUACACGGUCUGCACAUUUCCUGAAACACCUGAAAACACUGGAAGCUUUUUCUUAAGAGUAACAAUGCUUUGAACAACAUUGAGAGUUAUGACCAAAGACAAGAAAAGAAACCUCCCUGUAAGUCUGCGGUGGUAAGCAAGCUGUAAAUGAAUCUAAAAGGUCAGCACUUGUGUCUCGUUGAGAAAUAUGAAGCAUGUUCUCCUUGUUUUUAUCAGUAUUAGUAAUGUCUCAUGUGACUGGGUAUGGGGAAAACUGUUAUUUAUAAAAGGGAUAGUCCCACUAUAUUUUUGUUUCAUUUACACACAUGUAAUAUUCUUUUAUUUUGAUAUUUGAUUACAUAGAGGCAAAUUCUGUACUCCCUGGUAAAAUAAAACACAACUGGCAAACAAACCACAAACUAAGCUGUAUCAUAUAAGCUCUGUAUAAUGCAGUAUAAUUUGCAGUUGUUGUAAAAUGAUGACCAAAACCUGUGCAUGUGAUGAUUUUCAGCUGUGGCUUCUUGUUCCCCAAACUAAACAAGCAGCAUCACUGAAACUAUCAAUACUUCCCUUAUUUUAAUGCUGCUAAGUAAAGAUAAUAUUUGUGUGUGUCUGUGUAUGUGUGCGUGUGUUUAGGUCCUUACAUACAGUACGUCUUUAUCUAUUUGUUUGUAUAUGUAUAUUCUUGCAUGUAUUGAUUCUUUCUGUGAAAGAAAUCUAUUAUAUGUAGUUUGGAAAAAAAUGUGAAGUUUUGACUAAUUCUUGCAUACAGUAAUUCCCAUUUUAACCAAAUAGACCAAAAUAGAGUUUAUGUUAUUAUAGUUGCCUAUGGUUUUGUAGUCAUGCUAAACAUCAGGGCAAACAUGAUUCACGUUGCUCUCCCUUAAUUUGAGAAGACAUUUUUAAAAGUAUUUAUUUAUUUGGAAAGUGAAAAACUACUGAAAGCUGAGACAUGAUGUCUAAACAAGUAACACAAUGUUUAUGAAAAAAUGUGCAUGCCAUUUCACUGAUAGCCUCAACUAUGGAGAUGUGUAAAGUCACUGAUGAAUUAUUGUUUACAGCCUAUGUAAUGCUAUGUCUCAGGCAUGUAUAGUUCUCAGAUUUUAAUCAAAAUUGCCCACCCAUGAUUACUUUUCAUCCUGACUGAAAUUAUUAAUGAACAGCCAUAACAAGUUUCGCAUUUUAAGUCAUCUUAAUUAACUACACAGCAACCAUUAUCCAUACAAGAUCUGUUAUCUUGCAUUUAUUACUGUACACUUUAUAUGUGAUUGAUUGCUUGUGUGGACAAUUUGCUUAUGUUCUAAUUUUUCUUUAAAUCCAAAGUUUUGUACAAACUAGGUUUUUUUUUGCGUUUUUAUGAAUUUCUAAAAUUGUAUGUUUUUUUAUAAUUAUUUAUUUCAUUCUAUGUACAUAUUAGUAAGUAAAAGUAUAUAUUUGCAGAAAUACAUUUUUUUAAAACAGUGUUGUGACUUGUAAACACUGUAGCCUUUUUACCUCAUCUCUGUUUUUCACUGACUGCACACAGGUAUCGUUCGUCCUACUGCCUGUAGUAGAUUUCUAAAGUUAACUCUGUAA
This is a messenger RNA of Siniperca chuatsi (mandarin fish), 3839 nucleotides long. RefSeq names its product wingless-type MMTV integration site family, member 3A (gene wnt3a). Gene Ontology annotation, biological process: multicellular organism development; canonical Wnt signaling pathway; neuron differentiation. NCBI's taxonomy places the organism in Eukaryota, Metazoa, Chordata, Actinopteri, Centrarchiformes, Sinipercidae. The transcript is spliced from 4 exons. Gene Ontology annotation, cellular component: extracellular region. Gene Ontology annotation, molecular function: frizzled binding; cytokine activity. The coding region runs from base 351 to 1460 and encodes 369 amino acids. The record is from RefSeq and is a predicted model, not a curated record.